Rana temporaria (common frog) is the source of this 1108-nucleotide messenger RNA. It is a transcript of the gene NAPB, whose product is annotated as NSF attachment protein beta. Gene Ontology annotation, molecular function: syntaxin binding; soluble NSF attachment protein activity. Bases 106 to 1002 code for a protein of 298 amino acids. Gene Ontology annotation, cellular component: terminal bouton; vacuolar membrane; synaptobrevin 2-SNAP-25-syntaxin-1a complex. The transcript has 12 exons. The record is from RefSeq and is a predicted model, not a curated record. Gene Ontology annotation, biological process: synaptic transmission, glutamatergic; regulation of synaptic vesicle priming; intracellular protein transport. Lineage: Eukaryota; Metazoa; Chordata; Amphibia; Anura; Ranidae.
CUCGGCGGCCGGCUGUGAGGCAGACAGUGGCCGGCGGGGGUCAGUGCAGGAGGCGGAUCGGUGUGUCAGUCGGUUUCUAGUUUCUGCGAGCAGAUUCACCUCUCAAUGGCCAUGGACACUUCGGGGAAGGAGAGGGAGGCCGUGCAGCUGAUGGCGGACGCGGAGAAGAGGGUGAAGUCGUCGCAUUCCUUCCUGAGGGGUCUCUUCGGGGGAAACACAAAAGUAGAAGAAGCCUGUGACAUGUAUGCCAGAGCUGCAAACAUGUUUAAGAUGGCAAAGAACUGGCCUGCUGCAGGAAAUGCAUUUUGUCAGGCAGGCAAGCUACACAUGCAACUGCAGAGCAAACACGAUGCAGCUACUAGUUUUGUAGAUGCUGGAAAUGCCUACAAGAAGGCUGAUCCACAAGAGGCUAUCAACUGCUUAAAUGCAGCCAUCGAUAUUUACACUGAUAUGGGAAGGUUUACGAUUGCUGCCAAGCAUCACAUUACAAUUGCGGAAAUUUAUGAGAGCGAACUUGUUGAUAUUGAAAAGGCCAUUGCACAUUAUGAGCAGUCAGCAGAUUACUAUAAGGGAGAAGAAUCAAACAGCUCUGCCAAUAAGUGUCUGCUGAAGGUGGCUACAUAUGCCGCUCAACUGGAACAGUACCAAAAGGCAGUAGAAAUCUAUGAACAGGUUGGUACCAGCACAAUGGAUAAUCCUCUGCUGAAGUAUAGCGCAAAAGAAUAUUUCUUCAAAGCUGCUCUCUGCCACUUCAUUGUGGAUGAACUGAAUGCCAAGCUUGCUGUGGAAAAAUAUGAAGAAAUGUUUCCUGCAUUUUCAGAUUCAAGGGAGUGCAAACUAUUAAAGAAACUCCUUGAAGCUCAUGAAGAACAAAAUUUGGAUGCAUACACUGAAGCCGUGAAGGAAUUUGAUUCAAUUUCUCGUCUGGAUCAGUGGCUGACCACCAUGUUACUUCGGAUCAAGAAAUCAAUCCAAGGAGAUGGAGACGGCGACCUUAAAUGAGGUGUAUUAUGAUGUAUCCCUAUAUAAAAUUAAUUCUAAGCAGGAAACACUUGGACUCUUUUUGUGUGCACAUGUACAGUUAAUAAAGUGUCAAUAUGCUACAGCA